UCGCAAUAUUUUCCACGUUAGAUUUUGACUUUACAAAAUGGCGAUCGCCAGUAAAAAGAUUCGCUGGAUCAAAACUCUUUCUGAGUUUUUGCUCGCUAAGUUUCCAUUCAUUAAUGCACUGACGUUACUUAUGCUACUGGCCGAAAGAUCUCCGAAAGAGAGCUUUCCACCAAUAAAUCCUCACAUAAUCUACAUAAAUCUGGGUAUAUGUGUUGUUUGUGGUGUGUUGAUGUCCAUUCGACUACAGGCUAACAAAGCUGUUCUCAUUUACGCAGGCCAACUGCUUUACUUUGCAUACACUUUCUAUUCCAAUGCUAAACUCAACUAUGGAGAAUGGCACAGGAUUCACAUUGCUACAAGACAUGUCGGUUGUGCUGGAAUAUAUAUCAUGUUUGCUAGUUUCCUUGACAACCAGAAAUCUGUGGCAAGCAGGAACCAGUUGCAGAGAAUAGGGGAGAUACUUUUAGGAAUAUAUUUCUUUGCGUACAUGUAUACGCUGAAUAAUAGUCCAGACUAUAGAAGGGCAUUCAUGGACCAUGUUCCUGGUGAAGAUUGGAGUAGAUAUUUUGCAACUGUAGCGUUGGCUGGAUGUGCGUUGAGUUUUAUUUCCGGACAUUUUGUUCGAGAUGUUUGUUUAUUUUCAAGUUUUGUUGUUAUUUUUAUGACAUUGGUAGUGGACGGAGAUUUAUUUUACUGGACAAAUCGUGGCGUCCAUUAUUGGAAUCAGAUACGAAUGACAUUGGAUAAUAUUUGCGCUGUCGUAGGUUUUGUUUAUUUUUCCAUUCGACUAGAAAAUAGAAUUAAAGUCGAGUAAUGUCCAUUUUGGGGUUUUUUUUGUUGACAUUUGCACUUUUAACUUCAUAUGAAGUGAAACAUGAAAUUUUUAAGCUAUUAGGUGAGCUUUAGAACAUAAGGUCUGUCAUUGAGUCAAUUGGAAUGGUUUAGUCGACUGCCGUGGUUUCGAUUUUCCAGUCGUACUAGUACCACCUGUCCAACCCCAUGGGUUUUCUCCAGGUCCUCUGAUUUCUCCCCCACUGCUGAAGACCUCUACGUCCAAGCAAAUUAUUGAAAUAAAAUUGAACCAUGUUAGUCCUGAAAUGACCUAGUUUGUGUUGAGGAAGUUAGACACACCUCUCUCUCUUUCUCUCUCUCAGAAAUUACCUGAUUUGUGUCAAGUGGAUGUUAAAUUCCAGUUUUUAUUCCCCAAAUAAUGGUAACGAGAAUUGUUAGCUCAUUAAUCACUGUCAAGUGGCGUGGUUGCGAUUCCCUGAUUGUAAGUGACAAAGAGUAGGGUCCUCUGUCUAACCUUGUGGGGUUUCUUCAGGUCCUCCGAUUACCUCACACUGCUAAAGACCCCUAUACACAAGCGAAUAUAUUCCAAUACAUUAAAAAUUGGGUUAUAACCAAAUUAAACAAUAAAUUGAGGAUAUGAUACCCCUCCAAUAAUAUGGCAGACGAUAAUUUCAUGUUUUACAUUAACCAAGAAAAAUACCUUUCCUUGUUUUUAUAUUUAUAUUUAUUUUCUUUUACCUCCCCACCUUGUUCAAUAUUAUGAUUAAUUAAUUCAAUGAUGUUUUUUCUUGUUAUAUUUUCAUGAUAUAUCUGUUACUUUUGUUUUCUUAAAUUUCCUUCAAGUGUAUUUAAUACCAAUAUGUAAAUUCAUUCUGUACAUUUAAUGCUGAUGUGGCAUAUUUAUUGUUUAAUUGUACUGGGAUAAAUGUCAUUAUUGUAAAAACAGUGCCACUUAUAAUAUUUAUGUCAUGUAUUCAAUCAUGUGUUACUUAAUUACCGCACGUACAGGAAGUAACUCCAGAAAUGUGUUGUAGUCUCAAUUGGCCAGUUAACAACCCUUAUAAAUAUAACUGACAAUCAUAAAUAUUACUGGAUAAUUAUACAAUCUUAUAAACAACAUGAUGAAAUAAUGUACUGCCUUGAACUAUGUCUAUGAGAAGUCAUUUAGCUCAGGAGCAAAAAUUUAAACCUCCCUCUCGCAUCAGAUUUUUGUUAAGGAUUGUCUUGAGAAACUGAGUUUUUUUGUAUAGCCUAGAACAACCAAGAAAGAUCAACUUAAACAUCGGAUAUUAAUUAUACAGUUUAUAGUCUCCUAUAUAUGUAAAGGAAAAUAUAUCUUCAAAAUUUUCCACAUCAGUUUUAUUUAUAUUCUUUUUCUCUCAUUGGCAUAAUUUCAUCCCUUUUUUGUUACAUUCUACCCACAAUCAGUGUAUCCCUGUAAUUUUAUACAGAGUUAUUGCCCUUGUUUUUAUGGAUAUUUUUUUUUCUUUCAUUAAUUAUGUAUGAAUGUGAAGCCUGUUGAAAGUUGAUCUUGUCUGGUCAAAAUAGCACUAAAUUUGUAUCAAGUAUCAAUGGUCAUUUUGAGGAUCUUGUGUACAUGUAUGUCAUUGUGUGGAACUGUAUAUGGAAACAGCCAGGAGCUCCAGUUACCAUAGAAACAAUGGCUACUAUUUUGUCCAGACUAAUAUUUGUUGUAGUUGAAGCAGACUAUCUGGUUCGGAAUGACCGAGACUACAUGUACUUGCGAUUUAUUGUUGAUUUAUUUAAACACUUUAAAUGAUUAAAAACCUUUCUUGCCUUA
Molecule: messenger RNA, 2593 nt
Organism: Patella vulgata (common limpet)
Lineage: Eukaryota; Metazoa; Mollusca; Gastropoda; Patellidae
Product: transmembrane protein 101
Exons: 3
Coding region: 38-814 (258 amino acids)
Biological process (GO): positive regulation of canonical NF-kappaB signal transduction
Source: RefSeq, a predicted model, not a curated record